UUGCAUUGAAGCACAGUUUAAACACCACGGAUGUCUGCAGCAUGAUGUUCCUAAAAUGACAAGCACAUCCACUGUCCUGGAGUGCAACAUGGAACCCCGGCAGUCACUACCAAACAGACAGACAGUGUCUGGAAAAGGCUCAGCAAGGCGCAAGAAGUCUUCUGUAGACAGCAAGCAUCCAGCCAGAAAGAGACCGUUCUCAACCUGUGAGGUCUUAGACAGGAAAAUGUUAAAGAUGCUCCGUGAGAAAGAUAAGCAGCGGAAGAUCCAGGAGUGGCGUGCUUCCAGUGAAGGCUGGCUGAGGGCAUGGGGCACCCUGCAGGACUGGAUGCAUCAGCUGUUUAGGAUCAUUGCGGAUUUCACGGAACACCGGCGGUUCGACCAGUUCAUCCUGUUGGUGGUGGCUGUCAACACAGGGAUCCUGGUGGCCCAGACAUUUGAAAGUGUGACAGUUAGAGGAGGGUGGUGGUUCUCAGCUCUUGAUGCUAUAUUUUUAGCCAUCUAUUUAAUGGAAUGUGUGCUGAAACUGCUUUCAUCCGGCCGAUUCUACUUCCAAAACCCCUGGAAUGACCUUGAUUUUUUCAUCAUCAUCGUAAGCCUCAUUGACUUCAUGCUGCCUCUCAUUGAGUCUUUAGGUAGCUUCAGUGGAGGCCAAGCUGCCAUGGUCUUCCGCCUUCUCAGGAGCUUCAAAGGGAUCCGGGUCGUACGGGUGUUCAGAGUGUUGCGUACCUUCAGUUUUCUCCAAAAUAUCCGGUCCAUCAUGACCACCUGCCUCCAGUCUCUCCAGUCCAUGGGGGCCAUCAUCAUCCUGAUGUUCACAUUCCUCAUCAUGUUCGCCAUCAUUUUCCGAGAGUUGUUUAACGUGUCUGACCCAGAGCGCUUCGGCACCAUGUUCCGGACCGUGUUCACCCUCUUCCAGGUGCUCACGCUUGAUGACUGGUCCCUCAUCUACACCACCAGCAGAGACCAAGGUGCACCCCAUAUAAUCAUCUUCCUGGUCCUGUACAUUGUGGUGGAAUACUUCACUUUCCUCAAUCUAUUCGUUGCUGUCCUUGUUGACAACUUCCAACUGACAAUUAAAAAACGGAUGGCGUCAAAGAUCCAAAAGUUCCAGGAUGCAUACAAGGAUGAGAUUCAGUCAAUGAACAAGUUAGAGCUUCAGCAUGGUGAAGCACAGACAGAGGAAAAGUUCUAUGAAGCAUCCCUCAAAAUGACCUAUAGUGAAAAUAAGUACGGAAACAGGGAGAUCGAGUUAUUCACCAACUACCUCAAAGUGAUGGCAGCCAUAGAUCAGAAACAGCAGACAUUCCGCUCCCAGGGCUGUGUUUUGGAGCGCCUCAUUGACACGUUCUUUGAGACAACAGAGGAAAACAUUCUGGUGAAUGAAUAGGGAAAUAACAUGGAUCAGACAAACACGUUCCUCACCACCCAGCUGGACUGUAUCUUCUGAUAACUUGCAUUAAAGCCAUUA
Molecule: messenger RNA, 1471 nt
Organism: Esox lucius (northern pike)
Lineage: Eukaryota; Metazoa; Chordata; Actinopteri; Esociformes; Esocidae
Product: cation channel sperm-associated protein 1
Exons: 13
Coding region: 56-1390 (444 amino acids)
Biological process (GO): spermatogenesis; transmembrane transport; flagellated sperm motility
Cellular component (GO): CatSper complex; membrane
Molecular function (GO): voltage-gated calcium channel activity; calcium-activated cation channel activity
Source: RefSeq, a predicted model, not a curated record